AUGACCCCUGACUGGCACGAAGGUCACCAAGAAGGAUUCUUUGACAAUUUGCCGCCGCUUUCCAAGCGGGUGCCGAUCUGGCACCAAGGCGAUCGCGAGAAUCAGACGAUCGGGGCCAUCAGUCCGUGGCUGGGCAUCGACAAUGUGGAGUGCGAGGUGUCGGCCUUCACCUACUUGGUGAAAACGUCGCACACCGCGAACUGCCUCCCAUCGCUGAGCUCUUUGCUGUCGUUGUGGGCCCCGUGGGACGAUGACCUUUCGGAACUGGUCCAGUUCCACCUGAUUGUGUUCCAAUGGGAUGCCUACAAGGACAUUCUGAACACGAUCCAGGACGACGCGGUGAACAUGACUGACGACGGCAACAUCCCCGCGGAAAAUCGUCACCAGACGUUCGUGACCAUUCACUAUCUCGAGGCCUCAGACUUGAUCGACACCAUCGGAGGGCUCAACAGAAGCCUCAUGGCACUCAGAGCAGAUCAUGAGGAGCUCCUCGAAAGGUUUGAAACCUAUCGAGAGUACACGGGGCGCAUCAUGGAGUACAUCGCCAGCAGAGACCCUGCAAUGGCCGGACCCUUCGGCCUCCUUCUUCGACCUGAAGACCUUGCGCCAGAGCGCACACAGCAAGGGCCAGUUGACCGAUAG
Molecule: messenger RNA, 642 nt
Organism: Cladocopium goreaui
Lineage: Eukaryota; Dinophyceae; Suessiales; Symbiodiniaceae
Source: the annotation of a GenBank genome assembly